Molecule: messenger RNA, 567 nt
Organism: Candidozyma auris
Lineage: Eukaryota; Fungi; Ascomycota; Pichiomycetes; Serinales; Metschnikowiaceae
Exons: 1
Coding region: 1-567 (188 amino acids)
Source: RefSeq, a predicted model, not a curated record
AUGAGCUCCAUGAAUGCCACCUUGUCAUUUGAACCUGAGCAUCGUAAGGGUGUAGCUGGCAGUGGCAUCGAUCCUGAAAAAAUGGAAGACUGGUCGAAACACCACGAACACGAUGAGUAUGUGUUCGUUAAAAGUGACAAUAAAGUUGAGGACGAUGUUGACGAUUCCCUCACUUCUGUUGCGUCUGAUGAGGAGGAUGUUGAGUCUAUUUGCACUUCCAGAGGAAAGAGGUCUCCUAGCAGAAGCAGAGGCCAUUCACCAAAGAGAUUGAAGCAAGCCAGUGAAGUUUAUUUAUCAGAUGUGGAGGAUGACGAUGUGGAGGAAAUAUCACAGGAGGGAGUCGUCGAAGUGCUGGAUUGUGAGUCGGUAAGGAGUUUUCACUCUGUAGAUGGAACCUUAAUCGAGGAGUCCAAGGACACUAUUGACGUUGACGUCGGUGCUGUGGCCGCUAUGGUUGGUGGACUAGCAUGUGCAUUGUUCUACGCUUGGAGGGGGAAAGGCCAAAACGCUAAAGAGAGCAUGAAGAUUUUCAGUCGUGGUUUCGAAAGUGUCUGUGAUAAAUUGUGA